Monopterus albus (swamp eel) is the source of this 1824-nucleotide messenger RNA. RefSeq names its product coiled-coil domain containing 24 (gene ccdc24). The transcript has 9 exons. The record is from RefSeq and is a predicted model, not a curated record. Lineage: Eukaryota; Metazoa; Chordata; Actinopteri; Synbranchiformes; Synbranchidae. Bases 76 to 1824 code for a protein of 582 amino acids.
CGGUAGUGAUAUGUAUUCACCUUAAUUUACUACAUGUAAUAUUUGAAUAAAACAAACGGAGGGAGUGGUAUAAAAAUGUUUAUAUUAAAUUCAAUUAAAAUACUGAAUAUUUUCUUUCCAAUAGGCCAUUUAGAUUUCCCAAAACCUACUGUUGACAGUUCGGCAGAUCUCGCGAUAUCUCCGCUUAGCAACUGCAAUGUUUGGCCCGGAUACCACAGCUUUGCUAGGUUCAAGAAGCCAAUUAAGAUUGCCGUUCAUAUGCAGUCUCCCAGUGGAAACCAGCUCUGGUUCCCAGGUCCAUCCCUGUGGAGCCUGAUCACUGAACAUGUGCCGGGGUCAGAACUGCCAAAGAUCCGUGCAGCACUGGGCCACUCCCUGGUUGACAUGUACACAGAGGUGCACACUGAGGUAGAGAUGUGGCACAAGAUGUGGCAGGAGAGCCAGGGAGGUGGAAACCAUUGCAGCAGAUCAGGGACCCCACUCCCACGUCAGCAAGCCCCCUUCCUAGCUGACCCGCCUGCUGUCAAAGAGCUGGUGAGGGCUGAGGUCAAGAUGUUACUACAGACUCUGAUGGAGAGAGACAGUAGGGAAGGGAGAGAUAGUAAAGAGCUCCUGUUCUGGUACAAACCUGAGACUGUAAACUAUGCCCUCGGUCACCUUGAUAGCUGUUACAGUAACUGUCCUCUCCCUGAAGUUACUGCUAAUAGAAGCAGACCGAGCUCUCAGUGUUCAGUCCAGUCCAGCGCUGAAGAAGAGAUUGAAGCAGUGAGAGAGAAGCUGAAUGUCACUGACAUUGACCGUGUAGCAGACCACCUCAAGUCUAUUCUAAUGGAGGAAUGUAAAGGGUUGAAUACACUGUUACAGCAUUUAAAGCGAAAUAUUAAACAGAAGUACAAAAGUAAAUGUGAAUUUGAUCAGUCAGAACCUAGCCUUGCAGAGUUGAGCGAGCUAAGAGCAGCUAUACAAAUGGAUUUAGAGCUCUACCCUUCUUCAUUUUCUGCCUCACCCACACCCUCGUCCCCUCGCUCUGUGAAGAAAUUGAAAAACAGGCUCAGACUGUCAGCAGGACAAAGGGCUUCUGAUGAGACUCUGCGAGCUUUAACCACUGCAUCAAACCUAAGACCACAUCCACCUCUAUGUCAUUCUAACCCCAAGCCACCAGCUGGACCUCCUCUGACUAAGACCUCUGCAUCAGUCAAACCAGUUAAUACUUCCUCACUAUCUAGCAUUCACCAUAGAAGCACAAGCAAAAUACCUAUCUGCACCAACAUCACCACUCCUGUGCAUGUGAACAGCCACUUCACCACUGACCAGAUAAUGAUUAAAAGCAAUCACCUCUGCAGUCUUUGUUCAGAGCACGACAGAGCCAGUCUCCACCGCAGGACCCCAAAUUCGAGUCCUAGUUUUCAGAUGGAACUUCAGAGAAACUCAUCGAUCCAUGAAGCCCAUCUGUCAUCCCAUUGCAGUAUUCACAGUCUAAGCAAAGAGUGUGAUUUGUCAUUUCAGACAGAGAGAAAAAGCAGCCCUGUCUGGAAGUCAAGCAAUAUCGAUAUUACCCCCCCACCCAUUCCUGCUCUGUGUGAGGCAGGCAGUUACAGCUGCAAAACUAGUGACCUAACAGUAAAAACAAAGGCACAAAAUGGAAAUCGGAAAAGUUCCUGUAGAGGUAGUUUUGUGUCAGUAACAGUGCAGACAGGUAAUGACAGAAACAAAAGAUCACAUGGUGGCUUCACAAACCAGCCGAAAAGUGUCCAAGAGGGACAGAUGGAGCUAGAGUUUACCAACUUUUACCAGCCUGUCCCUCCUGCAAGACUGACAACUUGA